Messenger RNA from Morus notabilis, 5263 nucleotides. RefSeq lists its product as uncharacterized. NCBI's taxonomy places the organism in Eukaryota, Viridiplantae, Streptophyta, Magnoliopsida, Rosales, Moraceae. The record is from RefSeq and is a predicted model, not a curated record.
GCAAAAGCAAAGAGACAAAGCGGAAACCAUUUCCCCCCCAGAUUCUUACCACGAUUGAGAAAGUGUCUUCGACAGCGAAGCGUCUUCCUUCACCACCUCCAGAUUCAGCUCAAUUCUCCAGUGCCGUGAUUUUCUCGCUCCUUUUCCGGCUUGCCAAACGUUGCAGAUAAGAUUCAAUACAUAUGACAGCAGGAAUGUUAAAAUGGUGAAACAAUCAUUGUAGCUGAUCACACACUGAGGAAGUCAAUAUUUUGGUAGUAAUUGUACAACGCCACUGCUUGGUUUGACAAGUUGAAAAUACUGGAUUCAAGUGCAGUUCCUCAUGUAUAUAAACGAUUUUUUUGAAUUUGAUCUCCGUGAGUGCUGAUGCAUCCUUCACCAAGUCAAAAAUAUCUUUGGUGGUUCACUCUGGUGGGAUAUCUCUAUAUAUUUACCCCUUCUUUUAGUUCAGUUCAGUAUGCAAGCCAAGACACAAGAUUGGACAAAUGGUCACCUGACUCUCAGUUACAUAUUCAUGAUGGUUCUCAAAUCAGCACCACAAUCCAUAAGCAAGUUCCAACUUUAUCAUCCUCAUUAUUCGAUUCAGUGUCUUGUGAAGACCUAGAAGGUGUUGGGUCACUUAACACCACCUGUUUGCUACAUUCAAACUUAAACUGGGAUUCCGAUCUCUAUGUAUAUGGUACUGGAAACCUGGAGAUACUCUCUGAUGUGUCCAUUGUGUGCCCCAUUGAGGGCUGUACAAUUACAUUUAACUUGUCUGGCAAUGUUAAUAUUGGCCAGAAUGCAACAGUUGUUGCCGGUUCUGUAGUUUUCUUAGCUUCCAAUCUGACUAUGGGUUAUAAUUCUUCUAUAAAUACAACAUCAUUGGGAGGCUUACCACCUUCCCAAACUAGUGGCACACCAGUUGGCUAUGAAGGUGCCGGUGGAGGACAUGGUGGUCGUGGUGCUUCUUGUGUGAAAAAUAAUAAGACAAGUUUUUGGGGUGGUGAUGUGUAUGCUUGGUCUUCAUUGUCUGAGCCAUGGAGUUAUGGGAGUAAGGGUGGCAGAACAUCUCCUGAUACUCCAUAUGGAGGGAAUGGUGGAGGGCGUGUUAAACUUUUAGUAAAGGAUAUGCUAUAUAUCAAUGGGUCUGUAACUGCAGAAGGUGGUUUUGGAGGGUCAGCUGGUGGAGGAGGAUCCGGUGGAAGUAUAUUUGUGCAUGCUGUAAAGCUGAAGGGAUAUGGAACUAUAAGUGCAGCUGGUGGGACUGGAUGGGGUGGAGGUGGUGGUGGAAGAAUCUCUCUGGAUUGUUACAGCAUACAAGAUGAUCUAAAAGUUACAGUGCGUGGUGGUUUGAGUAUAGGUUGUCCGGUGAAUGCUGGAGCAGCUGGAACCUAUUUUAAUGCAGAUUUACUUAGUCUAAGAGUUGGUAAUGACAAUGUCACAACAGAAAGCGAAACCCCUCUGCUCGAUUUUCCCACCAGCCCAUUAUGGUCACAUGUUUUUGUGGAGAAUAAUGCUAAAGUAUUGGUUCCACUACUAUGGACCAGAGUUCAGGUGAGAGGACAAAUUAGUCUAUACCGUGGAGGCAGUAUCAUUUUUGGAUUAUCAAACUACCCCAUCUCAGAAUUUGAGCUUGUUGCCGAAGAACUGUUGAUGAGCGAUUCCACUAUAAAGGUUUUUGGUGCAUUUAGGGUUGCUGUCAAGAUGUUACUCAUGUGGAAUUCUAAAAUCCAAAUUGAUGGUGGUGGAAAAACUGUUGUUCCGGCCUCAAUACUUGAAGUCAGGAAUCUGGUUGUUCUGAGGCAAAAUUCAGUCAUUUGUUCAAACGCAAACUUGGGGGUUUAUGGUCAGGGACUGCUGAGGCUGACUGGUUAUGGUGAUGCAAUUCAGGCCCAGAGACUCUCUCUGUCUCUCUUUUAUAACAUAACUGUUGGGCAUGGUGCUUUACUUCAGGCUCCUUUGGAUGAUGAUGCUAGUAGAAGCACGAUUACAGAAUCCCUUUGUCAGAGUCAGACAUGCCCAAUGGAUUUGAUUACUCCACCUGAUGAUUGCCAUGUUAAUUAUACGCUGUCCUUUUCAAUCCAAAUCUGCCGUGUUGAGGACCUUCUUGUCAGUGGUAUUGUCAAGGGAAGUGUCAUCCACAUUCACAGGGCAAGGACUGUUACUAUUGGUAGCAAUGGUCUGCUGACAGCAUCUGAAUUGGGUUGCAGCGACGGUAUUGGGAAGGGAAACUAUUCAAAUGGAGCUGGUAGUGGUGCCGGACAUGGAGGAAGAGGGGGUUCUGGUUUUUUUAAUGGGAAAACUUGCAAUGGUGGCAAUAAAUAUGGCAAUGCGGACCUUCCAUGUGAAUUGGGAAGUGGAGCUGAAGGACCCAAUCACUCAAAUAUAAAUGUAGUUGGAGGGGGAUUGAUUGUGAUGGGAUCCAUCCAGUGGCCGCUCUUGGGGCUUGAUAUCCGUGGAUUUUUGAGUGCUGAUGGUCAAAGCUUUGGUAAAGCAACAAGAAACGGUAAUGGUUCUGUGAUUGGCGGAGUUGGUGGAGGUUCAGGGGGAACAAUCUUGCUUUUCCUUCAAGAGCUCAGGCUUGCAGGGAACUCAUAUUUGUCAGUUCUUGGGGGCAAUGGUGGUCCUCAUGGUGGUGGUGGUGGUGGGGGUGGUAGAGUUCAUUUCCAUUGGUCCAAGAUUGAUUUUGGUGAUGAAUAUGUGCCUGUUGCAAGUAUAAGUGGCUCCAUUAGCAGUAGCGGAGGUGCUGGGAAUAAUGGUGGUCGUUAUGGUGAAGAGGGCACUAUCACUGGGAAAAAAUGCCCCAAGGGCCUCUUCGGCACUUUCUGCACGGAAUGCCCCACAUAUAAAGAUACUGAUGGCUCUGAUGAAUCUCUUUGCAUUCCUUGUGCACUCGAUCGUAUUCCAAGUCGUGCUGAGUUCAUAUAUGUACGAGGCGGAGUUACUAAGUCAUCUUGUCCCUAUAAAUGCAUAUCUGACAAGUAUAGAAUGCCAAAUUGCUAUACUCCUCUUGAAGAGCUCGUUUAUACUUUUGGAGGCCCCUGGCCUUUUGCUAUUCUGCUGUCAUGCAUUUUGGUUCUUUUGGCUCUAUUAUUAAAUACUUUGAGGACUAAAUUCGUGGGAUCAGGUUCUUAUAACAGUUCACGUUCAAUUGAACACAGUCAUAAUCGUUUCCCAUAUCUUCUUUCCCUGUCUGAGGUGCGAGGAACCAGAUUUGAAGAAGCUCAAAGCCAUGUUCACCGGAUGUACUUUAUGGGUCCUAAUACUUUUAGAGAACCCUGGCAUCUUCCCUAUUCGCCUCCCAAUGCAAUCAUUGAAAUAGUGUAUGAAGAUGCUUUUAACAGAUUUAUUGAUGAGAUCAACUCUGUCACUGCCUAUGAUUGGUGGGAAGGAUCAGUGCAUAGUAUUCUAUCAGUUCUUGCAUAUCCUUGUGCCUGGUCCUGGAAACAGUGGCGCCGUCGAAGUAAAGUUCACCAGCUUCAGGAAUUUGUCAAAUCUGAAUAUGAUCAUUCAUGUCUCCGCUCCUGUAGAUCUCGAGCAUUAUACAAAGGGAUGAAGGUUGGAGCAACUCCAGACUUGAUGGUGGCGUACAUUGAUUUUUUCCUUGGUGGUGAUGAGAAACGUGUAGACAUGGUAUCCAUCAUACAGAAGAGAUUUCCUAUGUGCAUAAUAUUUGGUGGGGAUGGAAGCUACAUGUCACCUUACAAUGUUCACAGCGACACAUUGUUGACCAAUCUCAUUGGGCAGCAUGUUCCAGCAACUGUUUGGAAUCGCCUGGUUGCUGGUAUGAAUGCUCAGUUGAGAACAGUGAGGCAUGGAUCUAUUCGUUCUCACCUAAUCCCCAUUAUUAAAUGGAUAAAUAGCCAUGCAAACCCUCAACUUGAUUUUCAUGGAGUUAAAAUUGAGCUCGGAUGGUUUCAAGCAACGGCUUCUGGUUACUAUCAGCUUGGGGUAUUGGUAGUAGUGGGUGACUAUCCUCUUCAAAAUGUGGACCACUCUGGAGUAUUUGAUAGAAGCAACAGUGAACCUCCAAGGACCAAUACUUCAAGUGCAAGAACAAUUUUGAAGCAGUCGCACCAGAGCUUGCCAUAUAUAGGUCAUGCAUUGUCUAUCAAAAAGAUCACGGGAGGAAUUAAUGGGGGUCUUAUAAAUGAUACUACUUUGAGAUCGCUGGAUUUUAGAAGAGACUAUCUCUUUCCAAUUUCUCUCAUACUGCAUAAUUCAAGACCUGUUGGUCGUCAGGAAAUUCUGCAGCUGCUGAUUACGGUCAUGCUUUUGGCAGAUCUUUUUGUCACCCUUCUUACACUGCUACAAUUCUAUUGGGUUUCUCUUGGAGCUUUCCUUGCUAUCUUGCUUAUACUUCCUCUAUCCCUCCUUUCUCCAUUCCCAGCUGGGCUGAACGCCUUAUUCAGUAAGGAACCUAGAAGAGCUUCGCUUGCUCGUGUUUAUGCAUUGUGGAAUUCGACAUCUCUAUCUAAUAUUGCUGUUGCGUUUAUUUAUGGCAUUUGUCAUUAUGGAUUUUCCUCUUUCCAACCUCCUGAUAAGGCAAAUUCACGGAACCUAAGAAGGGAGGAUGACAAAUGGUGGCUUUUGCCUACUAUUCUACUGUUGUUCAAGAUAAUACAAGCUCGUUUCGUUGACUGGCAUAUAGCAAAUUUAGAGAUCGAAGAUUAUUCACUGUUCUGUCCAGAUCCAGAUGCUUUUUGGGCCCAUGAAUCGGGUUCAUGAUUCAUUCAAUCUUUAUGCAAUGGGGUAGCGGCUUUUUCUUUGUUAUUUUGCUGUCAGGAAAGAAGCGAUAUGUUCUGCUUUGGUACAGGUGCGUCUGCUUUGCCGGUGUACAUAAGUUAUAUAGAUGUACAAUGUAUUGUUUAUAGGGGUGCAUUUUUCCUUCACUGUGGCCAUAGUGGAGUGCAAAGAACAUAGGAAAUAGAUUUUUUUUUUUUUUUAAGCUAGGGGAUAGGAAAUAGAUUCAUUGUUCCAUUUUUUUUUUUUUUUCCCAACUAGGCGUUCUUUUGUUGUAAUAUAAGAAAGCUUUUUCUAUAGUAUAUGCAUUUAUUAUAUCCAUAUUCUCUCUCUCCUGUCUACCUCUCACUCUCUCUCAUCCACUUUCAGACAUAGUACACUACUUCUCAAAAUCAUUUUCCUGUUUAGUGAUCAAGAUUUAGCUUUGAGUUCAGUCAUGAGAGAUGUACAUAUAAUGGAGGUACAAAAACCGCUAGACAAGUGGAAAUGCCCCGAGUGUUUCAAAUUUACAAAGUCAUGCAUGUUCCAUCUUUGUUUA